GUACUGAGCAUGCGCGGCUCACGGAGGGCUGGGAGUGUCUGAGCCGUGGAAUUGAUCAGCAAUCACUGAAGGCAAGAGCGUUUAAGAUGAACAAAGACUGUAGUAAUGGUGAUUUCAAGACACGGAGCGGCAUACAAUGAGUUCAUCGAACGAGGAGUGUCAAGAAAAGGUUAUACCCGGCUUUACUGAGUCACUGGAGCCUGGAUCAAUAGACUGAAUGACCUCUGGGAUAACGGUUCUAGGGAUAAUAUUUGUAUUAGUGUCCUGCAAUCAACUCGUCUACUAGAUAAGUUGUUGAAUUCAAAUGGUCGAUUCAUUUUAUGGCUAGUUGAGAGUCCUGUUUGCGUAUUCUCGCAACAUAUCCGUCGUGAUCGUCAGUCUAAAGAUUAGUCGUCAAUUUGUUCUAAUGCAAUUACUCGAAUAAGCCAUGCCAUCCUAUUUUUUCCAUGUGUCAUGAAAGGCAUUGCAAAUAUGGUUUGAAUUUCAUGUGAGUCAGAUCAAUCUAACUGUUCCACUGUUAAAUUAACUGUUAAAUGACAAAUGCAAGACAGCGAGUAUAUUUGGAUUAGUAUUUCUAAGAAUCUGUGCUUUUAAGCGCACACUGUACUUCACUUUGUAAGAGUCGUCAGCUAUUGGAGGUCAUGAGGUGGUCAUCUGUUGUUGGACUUUCAAUAGCACUCAACCUGCAAGAAGAUUAGCCUUCGAGCACCUGUGCAGAAUUUCAGUGCCAGAACUUUGUUGGCUUUGCCUUUCAAAGAGGGAUGCUUAGGCCCACGGUUGGCUCCAUUGAGGAGAGGGAUGAGGAGCAGGAAGACGACGAGGAAUUGAGGGAUGGAGGGGUGCCCUUCUUCGUGAACAGGGGAGGUCUGCCUGUAGACGAGGAAACAUGGGAGAGAAUGUGGCGACACGUUGCCCGGAUUCACCCCGAGGGCGAAGCAAUGGGGAAAGGGUUACGAGGCGCCGCGGAUCUGCCAAAGAUUCCAAUACCGAGUGUGCCUACAUACCAUCCCACCACGAGUAUCCCACAACGUCUGGAAGCCAUACAAAAAUACAUCAGGGAUCUGCAGUACAAUCACACUGGGACACAGUUUUUUGAGAUCAAGAAGAGCCGUCCUCUCACUGCGUUGAUGGACAUUGCUAAAGAAAUGACAAGGGAAGUUCUGCCAAUCAAGUGUCUGGAGGCUGUGAUCCUCGCAAUUUACCUCACCACCAACCUGCCGGGCGUGGAGCGUUUCCCGCUCAGCUUUAAGACCCAGUUCUCAGGGAACCACUUUUACCACAUCGUGCUGGGGGUCCACUGUGGGGGCCGCUUUGGUGCGCUGGGCAUCAGCCGGAGGGACGACCUGAUGUUCAAGCACCUGGAGUUCCGCACGCUGGCCGACCUGGUGCAGGAGUUCCAGGGGGCCUACCGCGGCUACUGGCACACCCUGCGCAAGGUGAAGAUCGGCCAGUACGUGUCCCACGACGUGCACAGCGUGGAGCAGAUUGAGUGGAAGCACUCGGUGUUGGACGUGGACCGGCUGCCCAAGGAGGAGCUGAGGAGGGAGCUGGAGAGGCACACGCGAGACAUGAGGCUGAAGAUAGGAAAAGCGGCCCCACCCUCUCCCACCAAAGACAGGAGGAACAGCAUGGGGUCCCCCCUCCGAGGCCCUGGGAGCCCCAUGCGCAGGAUCAGCCACAUAGAGAGACGACCUUCCGCGGAGAAGAAAGUGUUGGAGAAAAAACCGCCCACGGAUUUGAAUGGAUACCAGAUCCGUGUCUAACGGAGGACCUAAAACACAACUUUUUAAGUAUCGGGACAAGGUGCUAGACCCUUUAAGGUUAUUGCUCUGUGUUUGAGUUUGUAUCGAAGGUACCAGUUAACCUAUUCCGGGGGCCUGUUUUCAAUAGGUCACCAGCAACUUUGUAAGUACAAAACAUUGUACUUCAAAAAUUCAUUUAUACAUAGCAGUAAUGGAAAAAGACACGACUUGAUCAAACACUUUCCAGAGAGACAGUCAAGAUUAAUGUAAAUGUGCUAAUAGACAUAUCACAGGUUUCCGUUUUGGAAAAUUGGCUCUUUGGAAGAACUUGGUUGGGUGUUAAUUUUUUUAUUAUGUUAUACUGUACUUGUAUAAAAUCCAUGUAAUGUACUUUUAGAUCUUGAGCUCUGCAGAGCAGCCCCUGCUUUUAUAGUGAGUAGUUGGCAAACCACUACCCUUGUGCCUUUAAUGAAUAUAAAGUGAGGAAAAACUGCAAGCCGUAGUUAAUUUUUUUAAAAUUCUUAACACUUUUAGCUACGUUAGCAUACAGCAGUGCGACAUCUAUUCUCUAGAAUAGCCUUGAAUUGAACAGCUCCUGUUGUAUGAGCCCUUUUGUUAUCUUCUAGAAAACCACUAGCAUGUCAUCUACUGAAUGGGGAUAUACAGGGGGUGAUGGAUGAGUACGUGGGGAUCCAUCAUAUACAUUACAACCUUUUAUGAGCAUGAAAAGUGAUGAGAGAAACAGGAUGUGAAAUACAUCCAUAACUGAGGCAAAGAGUUUUUACCGGUGUGCGAUGUGUCACUUUUCGACAUUGUUUUUUGUUGUGGAUUACCUUUUACUUGGUACGUGUUCCCUUGCCUUAUUUGUAGCGUUCUUUUCUACCCUGUUCCUUGACAACUUUAAGGGGUGUCCAAGUGAGUUUUUUUACAUUAUACGCAUGGUGCACAUAAGUGGGUUUACAGCAUUUGUCUGCAUUUGUUAUGCUUUAAAAGCAGGUUCGGUCAUUGCUGCCGUCAGUAUUACUAAUCACACUCGAUUCACUUAAUUAAACUAACCAUGCACUGUGGUGUUAAUGCCACACAGUGCUGAAUCUCAUGUGUAGAUGUUUUCAUCACAAUGCUACGAAAUGGCACUGCAUCGUACCAAAAGAUUGUCGUGGAUCUACAGUAUCAGAAUAAACACCAUACGUGCGUCGAACUGACUGCUUUUUGUUUCUGCUGGCCAAUAUUGUCUCAAUAAAAGGACCUCUUGUCAUGCAACAGCAA
Messenger RNA from Gadus macrocephalus (Pacific cod), 3008 nucleotides. It is a transcript of the gene vash1, whose product is annotated as vasohibin 1. The coding region runs from base 762 to 1763 and encodes 333 amino acids. Gene Ontology annotation, biological process: regulation of angiogenesis. The transcript is spliced from 7 exons. The record is from RefSeq and is a predicted model, not a curated record. NCBI's taxonomy places the organism in Eukaryota, Metazoa, Chordata, Actinopteri, Gadiformes, Gadidae. Gene Ontology annotation, cellular component: cytoplasm.